AUGACUGAUGACACCGUUCGCCCCUUACGCCUGGUGCACUACCUCAACGCCUUUUUCGGCGGCAUUGGCGGCGAGGCCGAGGCGCAUCACGCCGUGCAGACGCACGCGGGGCCACUGGGGCCGGGAAUGCUCUUGCAGAAAUUAUGCGACGGGCAGGCCGAGGUCAUCGGCACCGUGGUGUGCGGCGACGGCUACUUCGGCGAGCAGGAGGAAGCCGUGGUGGAGCGGGUCCGGCAAUACGUGCGACAGCAAGGCGCCGAUGCCUUCAUCGCCGGCCCGGCCUUCGGCUCCGGACGGUACGGGCUAGCCUGUGGCCGGUUGUGCCUGGAAAUCGAGCGCCUGGGAAUUCCCGCGGUUACCGGCCUGCACGCCGAGAACCCGGGCGGCGAGGUGUUCCUGCCGCAGCACAUCUUCGCCGUGAGCACCACGGCCAGCGCUGCCGGCAUGCAACCGGCUCUGCAACGCAUGACGGCUUUGGCGCUCAAACGCGCCCGCGGCGAACCCCUCGGCUCGGCAGCGCAAGAAGGCUUUCUGCCGCGCGACGUGCGCCGCACCGUGGACACCGGCGUGCCGGCGGCGAAACGCGCGGUAGACCUUGCACUGCGCAAGUGGAAAGACGAACCCUACGCCAGCGAAAUUACCGUUGAGACCUUCGAGCCUGUGCCCCCGCCGCCGCCGCUUGCCGACCCGAGCCGCACCCGCUUUGCAUUGGUCACCGAGUGCGGCCUGGUGCCCAAGGGCAACCCCGACCGCCUGCCCGCCGCCGGCGCCAGCCACUGGGCCGCCUAUGCCAUUGGCGACAUGCAACACUUGAUGCCCGGCGACUGGGACAUCGUGCAUGGCGGCUAUGACAACACCGCGGCGCUGCUGGACCCGAAUCGCGUCGUGCCUCUGGACGCCAUGCGCGCCCUACAACGGGAGGGGAUCAUCGGCGGGCUGUUGGACGACUUGUUAGUCACCGUCGGCAAUCUUGCCAGCCUCAACGCCAUGAAGAAAAUCGGCGCCGAAAUGGCCGCCACCCUGAAGCAGCGCGGCGUCGGCGCCGUCGUGCUACCGGCGACGUGA
Molecule: messenger RNA, 1065 nt
Organism: Geodia barretti
Lineage: Eukaryota; Metazoa; Porifera; Demospongiae; Tetractinellida; Geodiidae
Source: the annotation of a GenBank genome assembly